Drosophila bipectinata is the source of this 2223-nucleotide messenger RNA. It is a transcript of the gene Diap2, whose product is annotated as Death-associated inhibitor of apoptosis 2. NCBI's taxonomy places the organism in Eukaryota, Metazoa, Arthropoda, Insecta, Diptera, Drosophilidae. Gene Ontology annotation, molecular function: cysteine-type endopeptidase inhibitor activity involved in apoptotic process; ubiquitin protein ligase activity. Gene Ontology annotation, cellular component: cytoplasm; nucleus. Gene Ontology annotation, biological process: negative regulation of apoptotic process; positive regulation of protein ubiquitination; regulation of cell cycle. The record is from RefSeq and is a predicted model, not a curated record.
UAAAAUACCAAAAAAAAUACCAGACGAGACGGCAGUCCGUUUUUUUCUAUAAACUGGGGGCUGUCCACACAGGAGAUCAAUAAGUUUACUAAAUUUUUGCCUUGUUUUGUUUCUACUCAUUACACCUAAAAUCGCCCAGCCCACUUUUCGGGGAAUUCAGCUGGUGUGGGAUUACAUCAUUGCUGGCGUGAAGGAGUCCCACACGAUGACGGAGCCUCGACUGGAGUUGGAAAGCGUCCGCCUGACGACCUUUGGAGAAUGGCCAUUGAAUGCCCCAGUUUCAGCGGAGGACUUGGUCAUCAACGGAUUUUUCGCCACUGGCAAUUGGCUGGAAGCCGAGUGCAACUGGUGCCAUGUGCGCAUCGACCGGUGGGAGUACGGCGAUCAGGUGGCGGAGCGCCACCGUCGCUGCUCUCCCAUUUGCUCAAUGGUACUGGCACCCAAUCACUGCGGAAACGUGCCUCGGGGUCAAGAGAGCGACCAGGAGGGUAACAAUGUUGUGGACAGUCCCCAGUGUGUCUGCCCUGAUUUGCUGUUGGAGGCAAACCGCUUGGAGACCUUCAAGAACUGGCCCAAUCCCAAUAUUACACCCCAGGCGUUGGCUAAAGCUGGCUUCUACUACUUGAAUCGGCUGGACCAUGUAAAAUGCGUCUGGUGCAAUGGAGUGAUUGCCAAGUGGGAAAAAAAUGACAAUGCGUUUGAUGAACACCGACGCUUUUUCCCGCACUGUCCUCGCGUACAAAUGGGACCGCUUAUAGAAUUUGCUACAGGAAAAAAUUUAGAUGAGUUGGGGAUUCAACCUACCACCCAGCCCCAGCGUCCGAAGUACGCAUGCAUUGAUGCCCGACUGAGGACUUUUUCGGACUGGCCCAUCUCCAAUAUCCAACCGGCAGACGCACUAGCCCAGGCUGGAUUGUACUACCAAAAAAUAGGCGACCAGGUACGAUGUUUCCACUGCAAUAUCGGCCUGCGUUCCUGGCAAAAAGAAGACGAGCCAUGGCACGAGCACGCCAAGUGGUCUCCCAAGUGCCAGUUCGUUUUAUUGGCCAAGGGUCCCACCUAUGUACAGGCAGUGCAAGAGGAAACAGCGGCUAGUGCCAGAUCUCCACAAGCUACGGCUCCUGCUCCCUCGCUCCAGGCAGAGGCCCUAAUGGAUGAGGCGCCGGCCAAGGAAGCCUUGGCGUUGGGUCUUGACGGAGGAGUGGUACGCAACGCUAUACAGCAAAAGCUUUCCAGUUCUGGCUGCGCCUUUGCUUCUCUUGACGAGCUGCUUCAUGCCAUUUUUGAUGAAGGAGACACCGAAAUUGCCCUAGAGGUUAUGGAGCCUCCGGAACCAAGUGCGCCCUUUGCUCCGGAUAUCUGCCAAGCCACCACCAGCAAGGCAGCGUCUAUUAACUCAGAUUGCGCAAGACCAGUGCCACAGGCUCCUGUUCCCGUGUCCGUGCCGGAUGUAGCAAGUCUAGCCGAGCAAAUGCAAAAAACAUCAAUGGCCACGCCAAAUGGAAACUUGUCGUUGGAGGAGGAAAAUCGUCAGCUGAAGGACGCGCGUUUGUGUAAAGUGUGCCUGGACGAGGAGGUUGGUGUUGUGUUUCUACCUUGUGGGCACUUGGCUACUUGUAAUCAAUGCGCCCCGAGUGUAGCCAACUGUCCUAUGUGCCGUGCCGACAUAAAAGGAUUUGUACGCACUUUCCUAUCGUAAAACUGUUAUGCACAUCAGCUAGUUUUUAUAUAAAUUGAUUGUUUUUAUUUUUCGAGACAAACAAUACGCCAGCGCCUGUGAUCCGUACAGGCAGUUACAGUUCAAAUAACCCGGUGAUUAGCUAAUGAAAUACCUUUGAUCGUCUACUAGUACUUGCAUAAGCUGUUAUCAUUACGACCUAUAUCACUUUGUGUCCAAAAAAGCUCAACCGGUUGGACGGUUGUCAGGCUAGAGCCGCUUCCUACGAUAUCGUCCCUGAAGCAAUUUAUUGUUCUCCUUGAGAGACACUCAAUACGUUUCCUCGCACUCAAUAUGAACCCUGGAAAGGACUCUCUUCUUCAGGAGCCGCCAACGCUGACACGUCCAUCCUCGGUGGGUAAACACCGCUUCAGUAGCAGUAGAAAGCGGCGUUUUAAAAUCAACAGGGCUGCAAGGAAUAAAUUUGUUAGUCAAUGAAAUUAUUGUAAAAUUACAAAAUUUGUUAGUGAAAGAAAUGAGUGUAAAAUUACAAAGAGUUUAUCCUA